UCCCGGGAACCGAACCCAAGAGCUAGACUAGGGGGGCCCCAUGGAUUUAGGGGGGAGGGGAAAAGCCAUGGGGGGCACCCCUUCGGAACCCCUUUCCCAGGCUCGCGCUCUCCGCUGGAAGAGGCGCAGAGAGACACUUUCCGGGGAAUCCUAAGUGUGCGGGAGGCUGGCUGGGGGCUCAGCCGGUCCCAACGCCCGAGGCUCAGAAAAAAAAGAGUUGGCAGAGGGAGCGGACUACGUGCCGGGCCAUGGCCUAGGCCCUUCGGCCCCGGCCCCGGCCGCAAUGACCUCUUUGCCCUGCCCCCUCCCUGGCCGGGACGCCUCCAAAGCCAUCUUCCCGGACAUUGCCCCUGUCCCAUCGGUAGUGGCUACCUACCCGCUUGGCCUGUCCCCCGCAACAGCAGUCGCCUCCGAUUUGCCCUACUCUGGGCCUUAUGGCCACCUCCUGUCCUACUCCUACACUGCGCAGGCGACCCCGGGAGACACCUACCUGCCCUGCCAGCUACCGGUGGUGCCCUCUGAGCAGGAGCCGAAAGCAGACUCGGAGAAGCCGCCGCUGUCCCCGGAGCCCUCGGAGCAGCGCCCGCAAGCCCCGACCAAGAAGCUCCGCAAGCCGAGGACCAUCUACUCGAGUCUGCAGCUGCAGCACCUGAACCAGCGUUUCCAGCACACGCAGUACCUGGCGCUGCCCGAGAGGGCCCAGCUGGCCGCGCAGCUCGGCCUCACCCAGACCCAGGUAAAGAUCUGGUUUCAGAACAAACGCUCCAAAUACAAAAAGCUCCUGAAGCAGAACUCUGGAGGACAGGAAGCGGACUUCCCUGGGAGACCCCCCUCCUUGUCUCCCUGCUCCCCACCCCUCCCAUCCCUCUGGGAUCUGCCCAAGGCCGGGGCCCUGCCCACCGGUGGCUAUGGCAACAACUUUGGAGCCUGGUAUCAGCAUCACUCCCCAGAUGUCCUGGCUCCAUCUCAGAUGAUGUGAGUCCCGGGAAGGGUGGGUCUGGCCCCACCCCCACCCCAUCCUCCACAAAGCCCAGGACCCAGCCCACCUGUGCCCCUUCUGGUCUCAGAGGAAACCAGCUCCAGAUGGGUUUUCUCAAGUGGACAAGGAAUUAGAGGAGAACAAGCAUGGGGCGGAGUCCAGUCUCCCUUGCCCUGUAACCCAAACAGCCUAAUCAGGACUUUGGUCUUAACCCACCGCCCCCCAACCACGACUAUGAACUGGACACAUGCCCUCCUGCUGAUCAGAGGCUCUGGAGGGAAAGUCGCUGGCUGAAGCUCAGACUCCUUCCAGGACCCCUAGUCUUCCCACCCCUUCCCUGGACUGCAGUCUGCCACAGCCUGGAGACGAAACCAAGAAACACUUGAGUAUUUUUUCCUCUCUGUGUGCCUUGGGUCUCACCCAACCCUGUUAUGAGCAAAAGCGGAAAUGAAGUGGGCAUCCCAAUUCUUCACAAUGAGCACCAUCGGGUGCCCCACCCCAUCGAUUUUUCCCGAUGGUUGGCCCAUUAGCCCCAUGACUGAUACACUACCUUACCAAGGUACCACCCAAGUGGUACCUCACCAAGGUGAGGUAGAAGAGAUGCCAAAAAUGUGGAAUUUGUGGACCUAUGGGUAAUUCAUCCACUUCUAAAAAAGACUUCUUCUUCCCAUGUCUGUUCAGUUGCAGUGGAUAACACAUCCAAUUAUCCUUAUUUAUUAUAAGUCUAGCCCCUCCUUUCCCAUCUUUAAUAUCUAACAACCCCACAAGCAUACCUUCUUGGAAACCCACAGGGUAACACUUUGGAGAACAUGGGUGGGGCGAACAGACUCUCUGGAUGCGUAUAAGAAGAGACACCCCCAAAUAGGGAGGGUGGGCUGGCAGUUCAUCUCACAGCUCUCUGUCCAAAGGAACUGCUUCUGUUUAUGACCCAUCUAGCGUCCUCCAUACCGGGAGCUUUUGGAGAUUAAAUCUGUGCAAAA
Mustela lutreola (European mink) is the source of this 1959-nucleotide messenger RNA. RefSeq names its product distal-less homeobox 4 (gene DLX4). The record is from RefSeq and is a predicted model, not a curated record. Gene Ontology annotation, molecular function: RNA polymerase II cis-regulatory region sequence-specific DNA binding; DNA-binding transcription factor activity, RNA polymerase II-specific. The coding region runs from base 284 to 979 and encodes 231 amino acids. Gene Ontology annotation, biological process: cell differentiation; negative regulation of transcription by RNA polymerase II; embryo development. The transcript has 3 exons. NCBI's taxonomy places the organism in Eukaryota, Metazoa, Chordata, Mammalia, Carnivora, Mustelidae.